CUUUCUCUUCACGUUUCUCCUUGACUCGGUAAGGGCGGAAAAGACGUAUCGGCUAUGCGGCCGAAACACAGUGCAGAGUGCCCCGAUAAAUUCUACGUUGAUUUUAGAAAUUCAGGAGGUUCGCAGCUUUCCGCGAUUCCCAUCUCUCGUCUAUGAUGACGACAGGCGACAACAACUAGCGGCGUAUGUAUCGCGUUAGGCGAAACUGCAGUGCUCAGUAUUAGUAACGAGUCGGCAUCUCGGCUUGCGUUUAUUAAUAUUUGUUCUAGUCAAUAAAAUUCGAUUAUGAUAAAGAGCGGCGGUGAGAAAAAAAGCAUCGUGGCAUUGGCUUUACGAUAGUCUUUAUUGAACAGUCCGGAAGAGCAGUUCUCUGUUAUCAACAUUGGGAUUGAAUGAGACGGAAAAGACUUAUUUAUCAAUUAGUAAUCUGGCUGUUUUUCAAUCGUAUUAUCAGUUAGCGCAUUAGGCGAGGCUUAAUAUGAGCACGUAAAAUAGAUGAAAUUCACUCAUUGUUAUUGGUGAUUGUUGAAUAGUUAAAUUCGUUGCCAAUAAUUAACAUUGAAUGAUAAACAAUGACUUCAUCUUUCUUAUUUGAGAUAAUUGUCGUAGCGUUUAUACUCUUACUGCCUUUUUUGUAUGAAACUAGUAGGACAUUUCGUUAUUAUUUCAAAUUUCUUAUGUAUUAUGGCACAGUUAUGAUGAAUUCUGUGAUACUCAUACCAGUUAUGAUGUUGCGUCCUCGUAAUGUGAAAAAUUUAUUAUUAGCAUCUUCGAUGUGUCAUCACACGAGCAACUUAUUAGGAUUACGAUGGCAAAUCAGGGGCCGCGAGCAUUUGGAAAAGGAGCGCUCUUACGUUAUAGUAGCUAAUCAUCAAAGUUCCUUGGACAUAUUAGGAAUGUUCGACCUUUGGCCCGUAAUGGAUAAGUGUACGGUAGUGGCGAAGAAAGAAAUUUUUUACGCUUGGCCUUUUGGACUGGCAGCUUGGUUGUGCGGACUUAUUUUCAUUGACAGAAUGAAUUCUGAAAAGGCUAGAACCAUCAUUAACACAGCGGUCAAAUAUUUAAAAAAAAAAAAGAUAAAGCUGUGGAUAUUUCCGGAAGGUACAAGGAGAAAUACCGGUGAAAUUCACUCUUUUAAAAAGGGUGCCUUUCACGUUGCCAUUAAUGCUCAAUUACCAAUAUUACCCGUAGUAUAUUCCUCUUACUAUUUUAUGUCUAAGUCGGAGAAACGCUUGGAUUCUGGACGUGUAAUAAUUACUGCAUUACCUCCUAUUUCGACCGAAGGAUUAGAAGUUAAGGAUGUUCCCGAUUUAAUGGAGAAAACUAGAUCAUUAAUGACGCAAGCUUUUCACUCGACAAAUCGAGAAAUACAAUUAUCGUUGGCAUCCAAAAAACAAAAUGUACGGUAGAAUAUAAUAGAUUAGCGCAGCUUUGGCUUGCUGGUAACGAUACACGAAAGCAGUAGCUAAUAUUAUUCAGAUUUAUACUAUUUUUUAAAUUUCAAUAGCCUAUCGUUUAAAAAACAAAAAUUAAUGUUAAUUGAA
Ceratosolen solmsi marchali is the source of this 1544-nucleotide messenger RNA. RefSeq names its product 1-Acylglycerol-3-phosphate O-acyltransferase 1 (gene Agpat1). Gene Ontology annotation, cellular component: membrane; endoplasmic reticulum. Gene Ontology annotation, molecular function: 1-acylglycerol-3-phosphate O-acyltransferase activity. NCBI's taxonomy places the organism in Eukaryota, Metazoa, Arthropoda, Insecta, Hymenoptera, Agaonidae. The coding region runs from base 573 to 1409 and encodes 278 amino acids. Gene Ontology annotation, biological process: phosphatidic acid biosynthetic process. The record is from RefSeq and is a predicted model, not a curated record. The transcript has 4 exons.